This is a messenger RNA of Chinchilla lanigera (long-tailed chinchilla), 4802 nucleotides long. RefSeq names its product probable N-acetyltransferase CML1. The record is from RefSeq and is a predicted model, not a curated record. Bases 617 to 1300 code for a protein of 227 amino acids. The transcript is spliced from 3 exons. NCBI's taxonomy places the organism in Eukaryota, Metazoa, Chordata, Mammalia, Rodentia, Chinchillidae. Gene Ontology annotation, molecular function: N-acetyltransferase activity.
AGUGUGACCUGGACCAUUUGGAGGUACAUUUUGGGCAAAAGUGGAAGAAGUUAAAUGUUUCAAAUGGGGAUAAGCAAGAGGAAAGUGUCAGAGAUGAUGGCUAGGAUUGUGGCAACCGCUUCUAGAAGGAUAUGCAGGAGAAGUCAGAUUGGGAAAAAUGAGAACUUGCCUGUAGGUGCUGUCUGCAGCUUCUUCAUGAAAUAUCAAAAGGUGGGAGUGGCGGCUGGAAUCCAGUGCCCUUAAUGGAGGCUGCUGAGACUCAGGAAUCUUUAACACUGGAUCAGAGAUCAAGGAAAUCAUCUCUGGGAGAUAAUUCCCUGGGGAUCAAAAGGUGAAUCACAAAGAUGAAAGCUUCCUGUGCUGGCGCUUGCCUGCCCCUGCACCUUGCUGUUGAUGAUUACAAAGGAUUCAUGAGCCAACCAAUGAGUGGCAUCCAGAUCUGCUGACCAGAAGCAGGGCAGCCCUAGACAGCCUCUUGUGAGAGUCAGCUGGAAGCUGAAGGCUGAGGCCACUGUGCACAUUCUUGGCUCUGUGGUAUCAGGGCUGGAAGGAAGUCAUACAGGCAGAUUUGGCUGUGUCUCAAGGACUGUGAAAUUUUAGACACAGAAGCAGCAACAUGGCUCCUUAUCACAUCCGCACAUACCAGGAGAGUGAUCGAAAACCAGUGCUGGACUUGUACUCUACGGGUGUGACUGGGCACGUUACCGCCACCUACCGCUACAUGCUGACGCUGCCUGGAAUCCUACUGCUUGAGCUUGGGGUGCCCCUCUUCCUGCUCCUGCUCUCUGGCUCUUGGCUCUUGGCUGUCAUGUCCAGCCUCACUCUGCUCCUCUUCUUGUGGUUCCUUGUCAGAUACAUGUGGAAGCACAUAGUGGACACAACUUUGCGCACUGACCUGGCUGACAUCACCAAAUCCUACCUGAGUGCCUGUGACUCUUGUUUCUGGGUUGCCGAGUCUGGGGGGCAGGUGGUGGGCACUGUGGGUGCUCUGCCGGUGAAGAAUCCACCACCGGGGAAGAAGCAAUUGCAGCUGUUUCACCUCUCCGUGGCCGUGGAGCACCGAAGAGAGGGGAUAGCGAAAGCCCUGGUCAGGACUGUCCUCCAGUUUGCCCGGGACCAGGGCUAUGGUGAGGUUGUGCUUGAGACAACUAUGAUUCACCGCAGUGCCCUGGCCCUCUACCAGGGCAUGGGCUUCACAAAGACAGGCCAUUACUUUGUGAAUAUACUCUGGAAGGUAACAGGUAUUCCUAUGUUUCAUUUAAUGUACCACCUGCCUUCUGCUCAGGAUAGGGGCCUGUGAUCUAUUUGUUUUGUAUUAAUGGAAACCUGAUUGUGUCUGCUGUAGUUACAAACAAACUAUGACAUUUGUGUUACAAAUCAUAAAAUUUCAUUGGUUGUACCCAUCUGCAUCCAGCAUGUUUGAUGUGGCAUUCAGGCAGUGGCAGGUCCUCUCCAUUCUGUCUUUGUGGAUUGCCCCCACUUCAGUUUUCCAGUGGCAUGAUAAUGUUGCUUUAAAAACAACCACAUCACAAUAACAGACACAUGUUUUCUCAGAGGCUGUGGGCCAGCAGUUUCUUCUGGGUUUGGCUGAUGCCUUGCUGUUCUCAGCAUAUCUGUGCAAAUGUCUUGAGUGGGCUGCUGUUUGGGAUUCUGGGCUUCAUUCUGUUCCAGCGGUCUAACUGAGACAGGGUUCAUGGUGUCUAAAGAGCUCAAAACAAGAGUAGAAAGGUGCAAAAGCUUCUCCAAACUCCUUAGGUAUCACAUGUGGAAACAUCCCUUCUGAAGGCGAGAAAUUGAGCCAAAUCUAUAGUAAAGGAGGUACAGUCACAGAGCAAGAGGGCAGGAUUCAGUGCUGUAAGAACUGGGCAGUGAUAUGCUGUAUUUUCUCUCCUCUCUAGGGCAGUAGUGGUGAACUGUUUAGAGACCGAGUGCCCAAACUGCAACCCAAAGCCCACUUAUUUAUUGCAAACUUCAAGUAUUAGAUUUAACCUGAAUACUGAGAUUUUAGGUUUUUAAAAAAUGUUUUCCAGCGCUAGGCUCCUAGAGUGACUUGGCUCACAUGCUGACAGAGAGGUCACUGUGUGUCCACUGAGACACAUGUGCGAUAGGUUUUCCACCACCAUAGUGCAUGCAAAGAGCAGGAAGGCAGGAGGAGUUGCAGUAGAGAAUGUUUUCAGAGGGAGACCUGGAUACUGACCAGACCUGGAUUUAUAGUCAAGGGAGAGGUUUGUUCCUAUGUGUAUAGGAAGAGGGGAUGUUGAGAAAAUGACUGUCCCAGAUCUGUCACUACUGAGAUCCAGACUGGACCCAGCCCUGUCCCCAUAGGCUCCAGUACUAGCUGCCUUGUUCUGACCAUGUCAUCAUGGAAGUCCCAGUACAAGGGUGAGUGGGCAUGUGGGUCUGUGCUGAUUUUUGCAGGAUUGUCCCUGUUACCACAUACCACAUUUGUAACACUAGGGUGCCCACGGAGUUCUUGGAGUCUCCCCUUGUGUCCCCCAAUCCCAGGCUGACCUUCUGCAGAAUACAGGAGUUCAAGUACCCCUCAGCCAAGUUCUUGUAACAUGAAAGCAAUGAGGUGGAUACUCUCCUAGCCUGACAUGUAUCUUUCUCUCUACUGAAGCAUCUUCUGGAGUGCACCCUGCAUAAUCAUGUAGCUGACCCUGACACAGCCGCUUGCACCCUUUGCCCCUUUGCCACUUUGUUGGGAGCGGCUGAAGCUGGAAAUUUGUCAUAUGUGUGAGGGCAGGACAGAACCAGAGUGCCACAAGCAGUCAAGCUUUCUCGUUCUUGAGAAAACAUCCUGCCAGGACAAUCCAGUCAUAAGUCUCAUUAGUCACUAGGCAACCUUGCCUCUCAUGAUACUAACUUUGCAAGAGUAUAAGUAAAUGCCCCUACUGCUGUUCAGGUAAGAGGUCACCUCCAUCUGACCCAGCUCUUGUCUCUUGUCUAUCUUUUCCUCAUACCCGCUGCCAUUCCUUCCUUGGGUACACUGAGAGACCGACGAGUUCCCUACAUUUGACGCCUGAACUGGACACCCAGUGAGAGAGAGUAAGUGGGCAGUGGGUAUGCUUCCAGAGUGCAUGCAAUAGGGAGGGAAACGAACUGGUGAGAGCCAGUAUUCACAGCAUGCAGACAAUAUUGGCACAUCAGGUGUAGAGCAUGGGGAUGGAGGCUCAUUAGGGCCAGAAAUUCACUAGGGCCAGAGAGAUAAACACAUUUAAAGAGAAAAAGGUUUAAGAGAAGCAAAAGAAGAGAAAAGUAUGUUGAAUUGCUAGUAGAUAAAAUGAGACAAACAGAGUUUCAAGAACUGCAGAUGUUUAUAGAUGUAUAUAAAAAUGUUGUUUUCUUGGCUCCUGUAUUUACUUUUUUUUUUUUUUUUUUCCUGGAUUGUGGUUAGAAGGGGUAUUACAACCACACAUCUGGAAACUGUACUUUAAAAUCAAGUCUUAAGCCUGAAUGGGACAAGGAGAGCAGAGCAAUGGCGAUAAAGAUAGAGGUUAAACCCUCUAGCUUUGCUCAGUCAGAUGAAGAAGGAAAAGAUUCUUUUAAAUUGUGUGCAGCUAGUUCCCAGGGGUGCAGUGGCGCUGCCGAAGGGAGGGGAGCUAAAUGGGUUCAGGGAGAGCCCCACGCUGCAGUCCUAGGCAGACCCCGCUGGGAUUUCCCAGCCACCUGCGUGUCCCCGUGCCUGAUCCAGCCGCUUGAUCCGUGCCUGAAUCAACCACUGGCAUGUGCGCUAUUUGCACCGAAAAUUCAUUCGGCUCAAAAUAGUGCCUGAGCUUGAAAUUUGUACAAAAACAGGACAUCCAGCAGACAGAGUGGGAGCCCAGAGUGGGAGUGGGAGCCCAGAGCUGCCUCUGCUGUGCAGCCCUCCUGCCGGCAUUCACUUGGGGAGGAGGAAUGCGGGCGAGGGUUCUAAGACUGGAGCUGCUGCUAGCAGUUGGCCCAGCCCCAAGGCGAUGGAGCUGAGGCUGCUGCAGAGUCAGGAACAGAACUUUGUUCAAAUCACCCCAGACUGUCAUAUCACUCAGUUUGUCAUUCUUUCCUUGACAAAAUUUUUAAAAUUAUAAAUAAAUUUUUAAGAAAGGUUCCAAGGAUUUGGGUCUUGACACCUAUUGGGUUCAAAGAUAAAAUUGAUUAGUUGAAGAAAAAACAUUUUAGAAUGCUUUUAGACACAAGUGUGGAUGGCCUCCAGGUAUGGCAGCUACAGGUGCACAGUAACAGAAGUGCUAAAUUGAUAACCUAGAGGGAUGCAGAAGGCCAUUCAGCAGGGAAUAAAGCCUCACAGGGAAUAGAGCUGAUUUUAAAAGAGAAACUUUUAUAUUUUCCCCUUAAGGUGAUUAAUUUAAAAGGCUGUGUCCAUCCUCAAGGUAAAAACAUUUUGCCUUUAGUUAAAAAAAUCAUAUAUUCUGAGAUUUACAAUAAUGGGGAUAUUUUUAAAAAUUACUUAAAGUUCUCUUGAUUCCUAGUAAGGUUGAUAGCCCAUUUUACAGUCCUAAAUUAAAUUGGUAUAGAAAAACUUAAGUAUUUUACAAAUAGAUAUAACAGAUUGGAGUACAAUCUAAAAGCAGUGGUGUUUAAGCAGUCACUUGAUUUUGACAUUGCAUUUAAAUAAUGGCAGGCCUGGUAGUGGCCUCCAAAGAGGUACAAACUAUGAUAACUUCUUCAUAUUUGAGUCAACUUUGUAUUUGGGCCAACUUACCCAAGACAAUUUACCAUAAACUGUUCAGAUCAACCUAAAAUGAUUUUCAGAUUUUAUUUGGUAAUAUUAAUUGGCUCUGUCCAGAUUUUGGGCUAAUUUCUCU